Messenger RNA from Tetrahymena thermophila SB210, 1398 nucleotides. RefSeq names its product tetratricopeptide repeat protein. Lineage: Eukaryota; Ciliophora; Oligohymenophorea; Hymenostomatida; Tetrahymenidae. The transcript has a single exon. The record is from RefSeq and is a predicted model, not a curated record. Gene Ontology annotation, molecular function: protein binding.
AUGUAAAAACAAUAAGAAUAGUAAUAGCCAAAAUUGACUUUAUAGGAUUAUGAAAAAAGAUAAAUUGAUAUAGAUUUUACUAAUAUAGAGAAAGAGCUGGAUUAAUGCAAAUAACGGAUUGAAUUAAAUGAAUAAGAUUUAGAGGCAAUGAUAAAAUUAGGAUUAAUUUAUAUUAGAUAUUAUAAAGAUAAAAAGAAUAGUUUGCAAUAUUUUGAAAGAGUUCUCAAAAUUGAUGAAAGAGAUAUAGAUGCACUGCUAGGCAAAUGCUACUGCAUUUUAGAAGAUAAAAAAAAAACUGAAUUCGAGUAAUGUUAAUCACUUAUUGAUAAAUGUUUUUCCCAAAAGAUAAAGUACUGGAGAAUAUAUUACUAUUAAUCUAUGCUUUAUUAUCUAAUGUAUAAAGAUUAUCUUAGCAAAAAGUUUAUAAUGAAGGCACUGAAACAUAAACCAAAGCAGUAUUUAUCCCUUUCUCUUCUUGCACUAAUACAAAGUGAAUUUUCUUCUGAAAUAGAACAGUCUAAAUGUAUUAUUGAUAACCUUGUUACAAAUCCCUAAGAUUUUAAAUAUGACUUUUCUGUAUUUUAUAGAGCAGGAAAGAUUUACGAAAAGCUCAAAGAACCUAAUUAGGCAAUAUAAUUCUUUUUUGAAUCAUGUAAAUAUAGAUAUAAUUAUUCUUAAGCUUAUAAAAUGGUAAGUGAUAUUUAUUCUAACCAACUAAAUGAUUUUGAAAAGGCAGAGCAUUAUGCAAAUUUAGCUAUUUAAUUAGACCCUUAAAAUGAUGAAGCAUACUUGAGUAUGGGCGAAAUCAAGGAUAAAUAAAACAAGAAAGAAUAAUCAUUGGAAUAUUUUUUUAAAGCUAUAGAAAUAAAUCCUCAAAAUGAAACUGCAUAUAUUUUGAUACUUGAUAGGUAUGAGUAAAUGGGUUAUAAAAGAUAGGAAUUUCAUGACUUAUGCACUCAAUUUUAUAAGAACAAUCCUUAUUCUGCUGACGCUAGUUUUGAGAUGGCUUAUUCACUUUCAACCCAAAAAGAUUUUUAUCCAGCUUUAAAAUACUAUAAAAAAUCUCUUAAUUCUACUUGCUAUGUUGAUAUUUACAACAAUAUAGGAAAUGUGUAUUUUUAACUUAAAGAUUUAGAAGAAGCAGAACACUACUUUCUUAAAGCCCUACAGUAGGACCCUAAUGAUUUACAAUUCAAUGAAAACUUAAAUAUUGUAGCUGAAUACUCAAAACUAGUAAAUGAAGGUUUUGAUCCCUUUGAGUAUAAUAGUGAUUAAGAAGAUGAUAGUGAUGAUGACGAUGAAGAUGAUGUAUAAAAUCAAGAAGAAGAACAAGAGCAAGAACAAUAAGAAGAAGAAAAAGAUUAAGAAAUCAAUCAAGAAAAUAAUAAAAAAACAUGA